This is a messenger RNA of Cavia porcellus (domestic guinea pig), 3285 nucleotides long. It is a transcript of the gene Kcng1, whose product is annotated as potassium voltage-gated channel modifier subfamily G member 1. The record is from RefSeq and is a predicted model, not a curated record. The coding region runs from base 1001 to 2734 and encodes 577 amino acids. The transcript is spliced from 5 exons. NCBI's taxonomy places the organism in Eukaryota, Metazoa, Chordata, Mammalia, Rodentia, Caviidae. Gene Ontology annotation, molecular function: protein binding; delayed rectifier potassium channel activity. Gene Ontology annotation, biological process: protein homooligomerization; regulation of delayed rectifier potassium channel activity; potassium ion transmembrane transport. Gene Ontology annotation, cellular component: membrane; voltage-gated potassium channel complex.
ACAACCCUAAGUAAUCUCACAGUUCUGGAGGCCAGAAGGCUGCCUGAGCUAAAACCAGGGGUGACAAAGCCAUGCCCCUUUCUGGAGGUGCUAGCGAGUCCUUGCUGUGCUGUUCUUAGCCUCUGCCUUGACAAACGGCAUACUGGAAUCACCCCAUUCUUUUCUCCUCUCACCGCAAGCCCCGUCCUUCUGCAAGUGCUGCUGGCUCUCCCUCCAAAGUGCAUCCCGAACCCCUUCAGGUCUCUGCUCCCCCAGCACAUACUGGGGGGCACCCCAGCUCCACACUCAGCCCCUGACACCCCACAGAAUAAAGCCCUGCUCCUUACAGAGGAACCGGCCAAGUGUAUCUCCUCCCACCUCCGCCCUCACUUGGCCCAGUUUCACCGCCUUCUCUCUGGUCUUCACGGUGCAAACCCCUCUCGAGUCAGGGAACAAGCUCUUGCUGCUCCUUCUGCUUGGCAACACCCGCCCCCCCAGCAUGCAUGGGGUAGGUCCUCCCGUCACCGGGCUCAGCCCUCUGUCCCCUCCUCCAAGAAGCUCAGCCUGAUGCCUGCAACUAAUCUUGCCCCCACCUGUGUCAUUCCCCAUCUGUCACCUUGCACUGUUCCAGCACAGUGCUCGCUACCUCCAGCAGUUACCAGUGUACUUAUUUGGAGACCAUCUCUCUCUAGAAACUCAACUCCAGAAGUACAGGGUUGAGAUCUGUCCCAGCACAGCCGCCUGCAUGUGGGAGCGUUGAGGGAAGGAAGAAAGGAAAGAUGGAUGGACGGGCAGACAGACAGCUCCCACAGGACUCCCCUCAUCCCCACCCACACAAGCUCUUUCCCAGAAUGUCAUUUUCCUCUGUCUUUGAUGGCAACGCUAAAGCAGCACUGAGAAGCGGUAUCACUCGGUGAAGUGCCUGUGAAGGAUUAUUCCCACGCCUCCCAGGGCUGCUGGCAGGCUUUGCCACAGGAGACGGGUUCCAAUUUUAGGCCCCAGAGGGAUGUAAAGGCCCAAAAUGACCCUGCUACCGGGAGACAAUUCGGACUACGACUACAGCGCCCUGAGCUGCACCUCGGAUGCCUCCCUCCACCCCGCCUUCCUCCCGCAGAGCCAGGCGCUCAAGGGCGUGUUCUACCGCCGGGCACAGCGGCUGCACCCGCAGGACACCCCGCACCCCGGCCCCCCGGGCCCCGCCGACCGUCGGCGGCAGAUCAUCAUCAACGUAGGCGGCAUCAAGUACUCGCUGCCCUGGACCACGCUGGACGAGUUCCCCAUGACGCGGCUGGGCCAGCUCAAGGCCUGCACCAACUUCGACGACAUCCUCAACGUGUGCGAUGAUUACGACGUGACCUGCAACGAGUUCUUCUUCGACCGCAACCCGGGGGCCUUCGGCACCAUCCUCACCUUCCUGCGCGCCGGGAAGCUGCGGCUGCUGCGCGAGAUGUGCGCGCUGUCCUUCCAGGAGGAGCUGCUCUACUGGGGCAUCGCCGAGGACCACCUGGACGGCUGCUGCAAGCGCCGCUACCUGCAGAAGAUCGAGGAGUUCGCUGAGAUGGUGGAGCAGGAGGAGGAGGACGACGCGCUGGACAGCGAGACCCGCGACAGCGAGGGCCCCGUGACUGGCGAGGGCCGCCUGAGCCGCUGCAUGCAGAGACUGCGCGACAUGGUGGAGAGGCCGCACUCGGGGCUGCCGGGCAAGGUGUUCGCCUGCCUGUCCGUGCUCUUUGUCACUGUCACCGCGGUCAACCUCUCGGUCAGUACCUUGCCCAGCCUGAGGGAGGAGGAGGAGCAGGCCUCACGUCCGCCAAGUGAGGCGACCGGGCUCGGGGCUGCGGCUCCCAACACCAUUAAUCAUCUCAGGGUCCCUCUGAGACACCGGGCUGUGGGGAUGAGCGACCCCAGACAGGUGGUGACCGCAGCUGUCCAGGAUCGUGGCUGGACCAGAGCAGAGCCGUGGACAGUGACUAGCAUGGCUUGCUUUAGCGCUGUUUUACAUGGAGAGCCAGUGAGAGGUCCUGCGGAUUGGCCAGUGUUCCCAGAUGUGCCACAACGUGUUCAUCGUGGAGUCGGUGUGCGUGGGCUGGUUCUCCCUCGAGUUCCUCCUGCGUUUCACCCAGGCGCCCAGCAAGUUUGCCUUCCUGCGGAGCCCGCUGACGCUCAUCGACCUGGUGGCCAUCCUGCCCUACUACGUCACCCUGCUGGUGGACGGCGCCGCCUCGGGCCGCCGCAAGCCCGGCUCGGGCAACAGCUACCUGGACAAGGUGGGGCUGGUGCUGCGCGUGCUGCGCGCGCUGCGCAUCCUCUACGUGAUGCGCCUGGCCCGCCACUCGCUGGGGCUGCAGACGCUGGGCCUCACGGCGCGCCGCUGCACCCGCGAGUUCGGCCUGCUGCUGCUCUUCCUGUGCGUGGCCAUCGCCCUCUUCGCCCCCCUGCUCUAUGUCAUCGAGAACGAGAUGGCCGACAGCCCCGAGUUCACCAGCAUCCCUGCCUGCUACUGGUGGGCCGUCAUCACCAUGACGACCGUGGGCUACGGAGACAUGGUGCCCCGGAGCACGCCCGGCCAGGUGGUGGCGCUCAGCAGCAUCCUCAGCGGCAUCCUGCUCAUGGCCUUCCCGGUCACCUCCAUCUUCCACACCUUCUCCCGCUCCUACCUGGAGCUCAAGCAGGAGCAGGAGCGGGUGAUGUUCCGCAGGGCCCAGUUCCUCAUCAAAACCAAGUCGCAGCUGAGCGGCAUAUCCCAGGACAGUGACAUCCUGUUCGGAAGUGCCUCCUCGGACACCAGAGACAACAGCUGAACCCAAAGCACUCCCUCGCCCUGCCCGCCACCUGCGGCUUGACGCUGCUGCCAUCUGCCAUGGGAGACUCCGAAGGGACCAGCCGCUGCUGAGCGUGGCCCAGGGCCACCCACAGCGGGGACAUCAGACCCACAGUCACAGAGGUCUAGAAGGGAAAGGCCGCUCUCCCCACCACCCCAGUGUGUCCCCCACCCCGUAAGGCAAGGGCUUAUGCUGCUCGCAUGUAAAUAGUCCGCCCCGCGAAGCUGGCUGGUGGAGCUGCCUGGAGAGACACAGCAGCAGCUACACGUGUCUGUCUUCAGAAUGGAUCGUGUUCUGGCGAAGCGGGCAGGGGAGGGAGGAAAAAAACUUGCCAUGCACAGGGCAUCCUUAAAAGAGGAACCGGAACUGGAGGGUUUGUUGCUGGGGGCACUGAGCUGCCCGGCCCCUUUGGGCUGGACGGAGAAGGUGACCAUAGACCUGUAAGAUUUGUCAGUAAAUGUGCUUUCCCUCGCUCGCCUCUUCA